Molecule: messenger RNA, 4601 nt
Organism: Electrophorus electricus (electric eel)
Lineage: Eukaryota; Metazoa; Chordata; Actinopteri; Gymnotiformes; Gymnotidae
Molecular function (GO): GTP binding
Source: RefSeq, a predicted model, not a curated record
AACACUUUACCCAAAGCUAUCACUGUGCAAGCAAGGAAGAGUAAAGAUCUUAUAAACUUCGACAAACUGAAAAUAUGUCAGAUGCAAUUAACAUGAGCUACAUGAUGGAGUUCAAUGAAAAGCUCAAAAAUAAAACAUAAGAACAAAAGUUCUGUGGGCAGUAUGGUGGCUUGGCGGUUAACAUGUUUGCUGCUCAGUGCUAAGACAUUGGGUUCAUUUCUCCACCUGGGUAGAGUUUCCAUGUUCUCACUGUGUCUGCAUGUGUUUCCUCUGGGGGUCUCUGGUUUCCUCCCAGAGGAAAAUGGAGGUUUGGUGAAUUGGUUACAGUCAUUUGUGCCUGCAGGCCUAAUGAUGGAUGUUCCGGGUGUUCUCCUUCCUCCUUUCCCCUGCCCCUGAUACCCAGUGAUCUCAUUUCUGGUUGAGGGUAUGCUAUGUAUGACUGGCUGCCACUUCUCACUGGUGUGUGUUGACUGGAUGCAAUAGCAUUGUGUAGAGUGUUGAUUGUAAAGUAUCCUUAAGUAUGAGAAAGGUGCUAUAUAAAUGUAACAAAAAAAUACUACAUUUACACUAUGAUUGUCAUAGGCUCUUUACCAGAAACACCUGUAAUAAACCUGCAAUCAUUCUUGUGGGUGAACUUAGAGUGUCGGCACUUUUAAGUACACCAGUAUUUAUAUACAUUUUAUAGGUUUAUUGGUGUGCAGUUACAAAUUCUGUUGUGGUCAUGUGGCCACGUGCCCACCUUCAUCUUUGGAAUGAACAUUUGGAAUGUUUGGCAUCAGAUGAGCAAUAGUAUUUACACCUGAAACAAGGUUCUAAUUAGACUGUAUUUCUGCCAUUCUGCAAAUGUCUGGUGAGUGCAUAUGAGAGAGUGAAUAUGUAAAUUUGUAUCAAUUACCUUAAUUAGAAAAUGUCUGGUGAGUGCAUUUGAGAGAGUGAAUAUGAAAAUAUGUAUCAAUUACCUUAAUUAGCAAAUGUCUGGUGAGUGCAUUUGAGAAAGUGAAUAAGCAAAUAUGUAUCAAUGAUCUUAAUUAGGAAAUUUGAUUGUAUCUUACAUCUAGCUUACACUGAACACACCAGGGGCAUUGAUGUCUGUCCUGUGUUAAGCAGAUGUGUAGUAUUUGUGUCAUGAUUCCCCUUCUCUGGUGUUGUGGUUCCUUUAGCUGUAUUCCUUUGUUUUGGUUCUGUUCCUGGUUUAGCCUCGUUUCGUUUUUUUUUUUGUUUUUUUUUUCAUUAUUGGUCAUUGUACUGUGUAUUAUGUUCUACAUCUCUGUGUUUGAUGUUAUGGUUUCUAUAUCCUGGUUAUUCUGUGUUUGUAUGCCUCGUUUUCUACUUAACCUUCUCCUUGUUUUGUGCUUACCUUCUGUUUUCUGUAAUCGUGUAUUCUUGUGUGUUCUUGACUUAUAUCCAUGACUUUUCGACCUCAGACCGUUCUGUGGACUGUUACUGAAUUUGCCCUCAGUAAAAUUCACUCUACUUGCAUCCUGUCUCUGCUUAUCGAUCAUUACAGGCACAGUUUGUACAUGUCAGCUAAAACAGUCUAUGAAACAUUUAAAAAGGCACUGUGAAGAUCAAUUUUAGUAGUCUAUUAAAUGUUAUGUGUUUGGAAUAUAGAAAUGGUUCAUCAGGAGACGAAAGAGAUAACAUGAUGCAUGUGAAUCGUGUAUGUUUGUGUUUCCUAAACAGAUGAUUUUAAGCUCAUUGGACCUAAAAAUAAACAGGCUGCACUUGGCUCUCCUGCCACUCUCUCCUGUCACCUGUCUCCUGAAGUGAGUGCUGUUGCCAUGGAGAUCAGGUGGUUUAAGGGGACAGACUGUGUUUGCCUAUAUAAGAACAGACAGGUGACAGAGGGGAGGGGCUACGAGGGCAGAGUUAGUGUAUCCCCUCAGGAGCUGGAGAAGGGUGAUGUGUCUUUGCAGCUGAGAGAGUGUAGAGAGUGCGACAUAGGACAUUACUUGUGUCAGGUGAUCAGUGGCGACAAAGCAGAAGAAGUUACGGCAAGAGUGUGGUGGCGUCCUCUAAGAAGAUUGAGCAGGGAUGUUGUGUGUGGAGUUGUUCCUUAUGUCAGCAUCCAGCAGUGGGGAAGAAAAUGGACAGUAGAGGAGAGACUGAAAAUGGGGGAAUCAGCUCUCCUGACUGAAUAUAAAACGGAUGUAAAAAGCCUCAUGAAAGAACUUACAAAGAAGCAUAGCAUACUAGAGAAAACCAAAGAAGAGCUACAAAGCACCAAAGUGGAGUUGGAGGAAGCAGUGGUGGAACUGCGGGACAAGAAAAGGCAACUGCAGGACAUUACUCUCCUGCUGGAGCAGCAGGAUUCUGAGCUGGCAAAACACCCUGACCAGUCUGAAGAGAAAGAGACGCGUCUAACGAUGAGAGACACACGGCUAACAGAAAGAAGCCACCAGGUUCAAGAAGAAGACAGAUGUCUAGAGGAGAGAAGCAAGGGGAAGACAGAUCCAGGUUCAGCAGUCCCAGUUGGGAAAAGACACAGCAGGAAUUUGGAUCCUUUUCUUGGUAUAAAAUAUUCUAGUCCAGACUCUUCUCUACAAGAACUCAGGCUGGUGCUGCUGGGGAGGACUGGGUCUGGGAAGAGUGCAGCAGGAAACACCAUCCUGGGCAGAGAGGAGAGGAGCCAGGCUGGUCCAUCUACAGUGACCCAGCAGAGUGAGAGCAGACAGGGGGAGGUGGCUGGGAGGAAGGUGACUGUGGUGGACACUCCUGACUGGUUCUGCCCUGAAAUCUCUCUGGAGGAGGUGAGACAGGACGUGGGACUCUGUGUCCGUCUGUCUGCCCCAGGACCCCACGCCUUCCUCCUAGUCAUACCAGUGAAGGAGCCUGCAGGAGAGGAGAGAGGGAUGCUGGAGAAAUUGGAGGAGAUUUUUGGAGAGAGAUGUUGGAGAAACACCAUGAUCCUUUUUACUGUUACUGAGGAAAAGAAAAGUCCUGAACAAUUGAUUCAGUCAGAAAGUCAAGAAGUCCUGAGGCUUGUGGAGAAAUGUGGGAACAGGUUUCAUUCUUUCAACAUUAAGGAGAGUGGGGAUAGGUCUCAAGUCUCAGAGUUGCUGGUGAAGAUAGAGAAGAUGGUGGAAGGAAACAGAGAAAGAUUCUACAGCAGUGAGAUCUACCUGGAGAUAGAAUUUCAGAUAAGAGAACUGAAAACAAAAAUCAAUAGACGAAAAGAAAAGAAAAGAGAAGGGGAAGAGAGAGAACUGAAAGAGAAACUAGAUAAUGAGCUCCAGAUCUCUCUAAGGAAAAUAGAAGGACUGAUCCAAGAGCAAGAUAACGACAUUAGACAACUUCAGUAUCGAACAACUGAACUUGAAAAAAACAUUAAAGAAGAACAGGACAAAGAGAAAAAAGGAAGAAUGGAAAGUGAUCUGCAAAGAGAAGUGGAGAAGAGGACUAAAUUGGAGAGUAUGAUUAACAUACUGAAAGAAAAGAUGGAGUGGGAGAAAAGUGAACUGGAAGCAAGACACAGACGAGAGAUGGAGAAGAUCUGCAAGAUGUAUGAAGCAGAGUCCAGGGUGCAAAUUGAGAGGGACCUCAUGAAGACCAUCCUACCUGAAAUCCAACAGAUCAUAUUGGUCUCAAAGUCAAAAAUGCAGGAAGAGUUCAGUAGGCAGAUGGAGGAGAAGGAGAGGGAGUUAGAGAUAAUGAAACAAAGACUCUUAGAACUCAAAGAAGCUCAUUUACUCAGAACAGGUGUUUGUCAGGUGGUUAAGAUGAGCACUGAUCAGACAGAGACAAAAGACAAAGAAUCAGGACAGCAAACACAAGCAGAGUCCCUGAUGAAUACUGAGAAGACAGUAGAAGAAAAUGAAGAGAAAAUGCAGUGAGAUCUAAAUGGAGACAAAGCAUAAGAGCACGAAAUAAUGAAGUUGAAAAUGGUGUAAAGAAAAAUACAGUAGGAGAGGAUUGAGAUAGAGAACAGACACGGACAGAAGAUCAGAGAAUUACAUAAAGAAUAGAUACAUCAUAAACUUCACAGAAAUGUUUUGGACAAAGAUUAAAAAAACUUCAUCCUUCUUUAUUCUAGGUAGUAAAAGCAAAGCUGUUUCAAUUGUAAUAUUCAACAGUAAUUUUGUAUGUAACUAAGUAUAUCUUAAAAAGAUUUAUGAUAUGAUUUCAUGUCAGUUAAGGUAUGACAUUUGCACAGUGCAUCAUCUGUAGUUAGGUUUUUCAUGUAGAAAUAUUAAUUAGUUAAUAAACAGUAUAAUUUCUUAUAUUAGUAAUUUGAAAAAAAAACAUUAAUUAGUUGUAAAAUAAUUUUUCAUGAGUGUUGAAAUACUGCCUUACCCCUAAAAUUUUUACCCCUCAAUUUUUAAAUGUUUUUUUUCAAAUGGUGACUAACUUCAAAGUAGUGUCACCAAAAAAGCCUGUUAAGUUAAAUUUGCAGUCUGGUAACAGACAUGGGGGGGGGGGGUGUGUGCUUGAAUCAGGAAAGAAGCUUAGAGCAAUUUAUUCCUAUACGGUAACUAAAACAUAACAUGUAUCCAUUUUAUAGCAUAUCAGUUACACAUUAAGGUUAUAGAUUAAUUAAUAAUAUGUUGAUCUGAAACUCUGAUGAUAGAUCUCAACAUGUAAUAAACCCUGAAUUCCCUCUA